AUCAUAACUUUAUGAAAGACGGGAUGUAUCGAAUAAUGUGGUCCCAGUCACGUUAUCUUAAAAUAAAACGGGAGAGUCAUGGGUGGAACGCUUUUAAUCAAAUGAGCUAAACAAUGAUAGCAAUUUAGUUUUAUGUAUCUGUGAUCACGGUGACAUGAAGUGUGGAUACUGGCGAAAUUGAUGCAAGGGAAGUAACUACCGAUAGCUUUAUUGCGGUUGCCAUUAGUUACCACGCGUUUAUUGGUGACAAUAAAUCGUACGCUACUGUCAACCGCGAAACACGUAAGAGACCGUCAGUGUUUAACAAUGGAUAAAGGGAAAGAGAAAAAGUCAAGCAAGAAAGAGAAAAGUGUUAAAGACAAAAAGUCUGACAGAGGUAAAGACAAGACCCUCGCAGGAGAUUUGGAUGAACUCACAGACAAACGAUCGGAACCUUACAUCUGUACAGGAAAUUUUAUAGUUGACUUUGAGGAAAUCUGCCAAAGAAAUUCUGUCAAUGUCGUUCCUGAAAUUGUGCCAAGAGCAAAAUGGCCUUCUCAGGUCCAACCAAACAAUACUUUUCCCAUUGACGGCAAGGCUGAUAAAACAAAGAGUCCACAGAAAGUAACCAACCAAGUACCAGAAGCAGAAAUAGAGAUUGUCGAGACUCCUGAUGACAAUGGUGAGGCAAAACCCAAAACAUUCAUCUUAAGAGAAGGAUAUGAAUAUUUUAAGCCUCGAAUCCAGAUUGAAAUAGAGGUUAAGGAGAAACCUGAAACUGUGUCGGAAGUAUAUAUUCGAGGUUGGAAAGUUGAUGAGAAAUACCUAAAGAUAUUUCAGAAAUGUUGGGUCUCCAUGGAUAGAUUAAAUCUUGUCAGUCUUUGGGACACAGGUCUUGAUCAAGAUUCCAUACAGACUUUGGCGGCCUUUCUUCCCAGAUGUUGUAACCUCAAGAAACUCUGCAUUGAUGCCAACUACAUCAAAUAUUCUGAUUAUGGAAUGCUGGUGCAGAAAAACAGCCACAUUCAGUUCCUAUCUCUGAGACACUGCAGAAUAACAGACCAAUCUCUCUACAAUAUUACCCAGGCCAUUGGUAAUUCCGAAGCAUGUAAACUCAUCUCACUCAAUCUUACAGGAAACUUUAUAACAGAUCGCGGAGCUAAGUACCUUGCAUAUGUGUUGCGGAAGAAUCGAAGUCUACUGGAACUUGGAUUAGGCAACAACCAAAUUGGAGAUGAAGGAGCCAAGGCUUUUGCCAAUGUGCUGUCAAAAUUUAAACUGAAUGAGGAUGAAAUUUUUGAGAGGAGAAAACUCAUAAUGGAUAAACAAAUUGAUGAUAUGAAAAAUCCAGUCUUAACUUUACUGCCAGAGACACUGUUACAGCCAGGCCGUAAAAGCGACAUGCGUGAUACCUCUACAAUUUCCCUACGAACGGCAUCUGACAAGAAGGAGAAGCGAGAAAGAGGGAAAGGGAGAAAAGAAUUAAAGUCUGGGAAGGACACCUUAAUCAAAGAUGAUGAAAAGGGUUUGAAGGUAAAGAAGGAUAAAGAAGACAAGGGUAAUAGUGCUACUACCACUCCUGUUAGUGCUGGCGUAAGCCAACAUCCUGCUAGUUCCAGUACACCAUUUGCCACAAGUCAGAGCUCUGCAAACCUAUCAUCUUUCGGAAAAAAGUUAUCAAAAGAACAUUCUGGAAAAAGCAUGAGAUCUCCAGGACUGCAAGUAUCAAUAACCAAAACUUCUACAGAAAUGGAGGGAAUAACCAUCAUGGAACAUGGCCAUCCUCUCAUGGGUAAAGUUGAAUACAACAGUAUACAUAAAGAACUUUGGGUUACUGGCAAUAAAAUGCUCAAAUGCUUAGAUUUAUCCCGUAACAAGAUUACCUCCAAUGGCAUUAAAGAGUUACUAGAUUCCAUGAAGAGACAAUCAGACCAGAAUAUCCCUGAACAAUCUGGUCUGUUCCCUGGACUUCUUUGUUUGAGAAUUAAGAAGAAUUUGGCCCCUGAAGAUUGUCCCGUUGUAAAGGAACUAAACGAGUUAAUGGCCACUCGGGAUCCCGUACGCAAAGUAGUGAAAGACGAAAAUGGUAAUUAGAAAGAACGACUCACUGAUUAAGCAGAGUACCAUAUACGGUGCUGCUCUUUUCAUUUUCCAGACAUUUAAAAAAAUAAUUCAUGUAUUUUCAUUCAUUAAAAA
Octopus sinensis (East Asian common octopus) is the source of this 2175-nucleotide messenger RNA. Its product is annotated as leucine-rich repeat-containing protein 71-like. Bases 307 to 2073 code for a protein of 588 amino acids. Lineage: Eukaryota; Metazoa; Mollusca; Cephalopoda; Octopoda; Octopodidae. Gene Ontology annotation, molecular function: protein binding. The record is from RefSeq and is a predicted model, not a curated record. The transcript is spliced from 17 exons.